AUGGGGAAUGGGACCUUCUGGAGCAACGUGGUCGUCAGCGGUGUGACGCCAGACUUGGUAGCGGAGAUUAUUCGUCGCAGCGGCAAGUCGACGCCUCUUUCUAUCCGAGGAAAUUUGGUGACCGACAGGGACGCUGACUUAAAGAAGAUCGAAUAUAUACUCCGGGAGUCGAACCGGAUCCGGCUGCUGGACUUGGAGAUCUCGACGGGGAACUUACGGAAGUUGGGCGCUGGCGAGGGCAUGCCGAAGCUUGAGGAACUCAGGUUGACCAGGAUCGUAGGCUCCGGGGAAGGAGGAGACGAUGACCUGCUUGAGCUCGGUGGCCUCCAGAGCACGCGCCUGAAGAAGAUCACGGUGGAUCCAAUAGAAGUCGAGGACGUUCGGUUCCUUGGCUACAUCCGCACUCCACGGCUCACACAAGCUAAUUUCUCGAUCCUCUCCAAAGAUGACGAGACUGUACUUUUGGGAAUUGUUGAUCUCGUUGCGCCGAUAGUUAACCAGGCUGUAAAGGACAACAGUCUCCAUGCCUGCCGGUUCCGCGCUCGCGAUAAAUAUUCUCUGGAGUUGGACUUUGCGCGAAAGAUGGGCGACUUCGACAGAUCUCCAAACACCCCGAUCAUCCACCUGGAGUUCGACAACAUGCAGUUGAAAGAGAACUUCCUGCCAACAAUCAAGGAUUACCUUGGCGAGUCUUUGAGUGCGGUCCGUGAUCUCAAGGUCGUCGACGGCGAGUACACGACUGGGACCCGCAAUGACUGGACGGCAUUAUUCGAGCAGAUGCCUGAGGUGCGGACCCUCCGAUUGCAUGAUCGCAGCGCCAGAGUGGUCCCAUCAGACUUCCUGGGAGCGCGAGACGUACCUGCUCUACUUCCGAAGCUGGAAUCCAUGAUUAUGAGGGGCAGUACCAGGCGGCGGUUGCUGAGAUUAUUUAAGCACCGCGACAACGCACGACAACUAAAAUAUCUCACUAUUUCUGAUGUAGCCGAUGUCACUCGGGGUGACUUAGACUCACUGGCCCACAUCGCCCACAACAUCUCAUCGGACGGCGUGGACAUCAAGCUACAGGUUCGCGAAGAGCAUUCGAGAGAGGGAGGUGGAAUGAGCGAAAAAGAGGGCAAACAGCUGUGCUAG
Gloeophyllum trabeum ATCC 11539 is the source of this 1131-nucleotide messenger RNA. RefSeq lists its product as uncharacterized. The record is from RefSeq and is a predicted model, not a curated record. Bases 1 to 1131 code for a protein of 376 amino acids. The transcript has 2 exons. NCBI's taxonomy places the organism in Eukaryota, Fungi, Basidiomycota, Agaricomycetes, Gloeophyllales, Gloeophyllaceae.